This is a messenger RNA of Vigna umbellata (rice bean), 1106 nucleotides long. The record is from RefSeq and is a predicted model, not a curated record. Lineage: Eukaryota; Viridiplantae; Streptophyta; Magnoliopsida; Fabales; Fabaceae.
AUGAAGCAUGUGGAGGCAAAAACGCGUUCGGUGAAUCCCACUCAGAGAAAGAAGAUGCAUGUGCAACUUCAUGGCUAUGCAGAUGGUAGCAUGACUCUAACAACCAACAAAUCGGAGUACAAUGAAUCCCUUGGUGUGAUCGCCAAUCUGGUUGGAAGUUCAGCAACCGUAAUGGCAGUGGAAAAGAUUUUAGACGCAACUGUUAAUCAAGGGAUUAAGCAAUUGAAAAUCAAUGAUGCGGCCAUUCAAUUGACUGAUAAUAUUAGUGAAGCAAAUGCUUUACUUGCCUUACAAUCAAAGCUUAAAAAGAAUCCAGGGAUCCAGGCUGCUGCUAAAUCUCAUGAUAUUCCCAUUUAUGUAACAAAGACAAGUUCUCUGGAGCAUGUAACAAAAGCUAUACGGGCAUUAUUAAGUGAUUAUGAAGAUGGUAUAAAGGAUUUUGAAGUACCGGACAAGAUAAAAUCAUUAGAGAUGAUUGAUGCUUUGGAGGAGGCACGAAUGGCUAUAGAGCAUACAGUUAUUCUGAAGGGAGAACCUGUGGAUCUACUACCAAGAUCAUCCCACAUAAUAUCUCAGCAGCUGGAACUUAUUCGUAAAUACCAACUAGAAAUAAGGAGAAUCAGUGGAGAGUCAGGUGUACAUCUACGCAUACUUCCAUCCCAUUAUGAAACUGAUGAUGUAAAAAGUAGUGAAACUUUUGAGUUUGAUAGUGAAUUAAAUGAACUUGCCUCCAAUGGCCAAGUGAACGGCUCAUUCAGCACCCUGGAUAGAUUGCCCCUGCUACCCGAGUAGGUUCCCUUGGGUUGUGUUUCAAUUGCCAUUUGUACAUCCUUUUAUGCACUCAACCCUGACGGAAGAAAAUUGAUAUAUUGAAAUGGAAGGUGGAUAGAUACAAAAACUCAAUUGUAUAUUCAUGAAAUGAAAUGAAAUAUGAAGAUUAGAUAUAAACCAAGUAAUUUGUAAACAUGUAGAAACAUUUUUUUUGUGCCUUAUGAAGUGUAAAACAAUAAGAUGUACAACAUACCACAUCUAGUAUCACAGUUAUGUACUUUCAUUUGUACAAAAUUGUGUAUUAUUUUUAUCAACUUAUUUACUGAUCUCACUUC